Molecule: messenger RNA, 2135 nt
Organism: Antechinus flavipes (yellow-footed antechinus)
Lineage: Eukaryota; Metazoa; Chordata; Mammalia; Dasyuromorphia; Dasyuridae
Gene: C1QL4
Product: complement C1q like 4
Exons: 2
Coding region: 690-1403 (237 amino acids)
Molecular function (GO): protein binding
Source: RefSeq, a predicted model, not a curated record
AGCCUGCACAGCCACCCCAGAUGAGUGGGAGGGAGUGAGAGAGCCAGAAGGAGAAAGAGUGAGAGAGAGGAGAGCGGGACUGGGGCCGCUGCCAGGGCUAGGGCCGGAGUAGGGUCAGCAUCAUCGUAAGGCCAGAGAGCUGAGCCCUAUGAAGAGUUCCUAUCUGGUUCGUGCCUCCCGAAGCGCAGAGCCCGGGGCGCCCGGCCUGCGGGGAGUAGCCCCAGCCCGGUCCAGGACCGAACCGUCAAGGGAAUCGAGAACUCAGGAGUCCGGGAUCCUGAGAAGCACAUCGUUCAAAGAACCAAUAACCCAGGCAUCGGGGAUCUGUGAGUGCCGAGUAGUCAGGGCUAAUUGAGGACGCAGGUCUCCAGGUCCGUGGGCACCGAGCCGUCGGGGGCUGCCCCGGUACCAAGCUUCUUGGCAGCUGCUUUAAGACCCACUUUCGGAGUCGGAAUCACUGCUGCUGAAAGCCGCUGGGGCAAAAGGGCAGAGGAAACCGUCGGGUGAUAGUAAUUCCGGCCCAGGCUCUGAUACUGCCCCAGACUGUUGUUGACUCCAAAGCUCAAGGAGAAUCCAGGGUAGCUGCCGCCGCAACCAUUGCGCCCAAGAGCGAAGAGGACCUCUUGGCCCUGGCCGCAUCCCGCCUAAGCCGCCGCAAGCGGGUGGUGGGCGCGGCCGUCGGGGUAGCCAUGGUACUGUUGCUACUUGUGGCCAUCCCGCUGCUCGUGCACAGCUCCCGCGGGCCCGCGCACUACGAGAUGCUGGGCCGCUGCCGCAUGGUUUGUGACCCUCACGGGCCCCGCGGCCCAGAUCCCGACGAGUCACCCGCUUCUGUACCUCCAUUUCCUCCAAGAGCCAAAGGCGAGACUGGCCGGAGGGGCAAAGCUGGGCUUCGAGGACCCCCUGGUCCGCAGGGUCCAAGAGGUCCGCCAGGAGAGCCCGGCAGACAAGGUCCUCCUGGACCCCCAGGCCCAGGCCCCGGAGGCUCAGUGCCUGCUGCCUACUCUCCUCGGAUCGCCUUCUAUGCUGGGCUGCGCCGGCCUCACGAAGGCUACGAAGUGCUGCGCUUCGACGACGUGGUGACCAACGUAGGCAACGCAUACGAGGCGGCCAGUGGCAAGUUCACCUGUCCCAUGCCUGGUGUAUAUUUCUUUGCCUACCACGUGCUGAUGCGCGGAGGCGACGGCACCAGCAUGUGGGCAGAUCUGAUGAAGAACGGGCAGGUCCGGGCCAGUGCCAUCGCCCAGGAUGCGGACCAGAACUACGACUACGCCAGCAACAGCGUCAUCCUGCACCUGGAUGUGGGGGAUGAGGUGUUCAUCAAACUGGAUGGUGGCAAGGUGCACGGCGGGAACACCAAUAAGUACAGCACCUUCUCUGGCUUCAUCAUCUACCCGGACUGAGCCUUCUCCUGACCCCACCCUCACUGAACCAUCAGGGCUGAGCCCUUUCCACAGCUGUUCCAUGCCCAUAUCUUAUUCCCUUUGCUUAAUUAGGCUGCCAGGUCACACAGUCCCUGCUUCUAUUCCCACCCCACCCCCCAACUCCAGACAUAAACUUACAAACUGAAAGCUUCUAGGGGACCAGCUAAGUCUCAGGGUGGCAGAGAGAUACAAUUUGGGGAGUAAUCAUUAUAGAAUCAAGGAUUACAGCACAAAGGUGGCUCUUGGGCCACAAAGUGGAGUUAGUCUGGCCCUAGGUCCAAGGGAGGGUUCAGAGCCUGAUUUUCCUCAAAGGAAGGACAGGCAGAAAGGAAAGCAAUCAAUAGGCAAGGAGAUAAUGAUAUACAACUACUAAACACCAGCUAUUGGACACCAGCUUCUGGGAAGAUAGGGAAGGGAAUCCAGAGCAGAUCUGGACUACAUGAAGUGUUCCAAAGAUAUAGCUAGGCCUUGAGCUGGGAUGCUGGUCUUCUCCCCUCCUCUCUAACCACUUCCCCAUUUCUAGAAGGUUGAGGCUGGAUAUAGCUAAUCUUCAGUCCUUAUGCAACUGUCUUGUAUCAGUAAAGUGAAGGAGCAUUUUCUGGCAUUUUAAACCCAAAUUAUGCCGCCCCAUCCCUACCCUACCCUACAAUUGAACUGAGUCCUAGGAAUUUACUGUUGUCUCUUCUAAUAAAACAAGGUUUGGGACAUGUA